This is a messenger RNA of Phytophthora nicotianae INRA-310, 893 nucleotides long. RefSeq lists its product as hypothetical. Bases 62 to 559 code for a protein of 165 amino acids. Lineage: Eukaryota; Oomycota; Peronosporomycetes; Peronosporales; Peronosporaceae. The record is from RefSeq and is a predicted model, not a curated record. The transcript has a single exon.
GUCAAAGCGGACGCUCACAUACCGAUCCGCCUUGUGCACGUCAACUAGAUCCUAUCGCUCCAUGUCACCGAACAAAGUCGACCAAAACACUAUCAAGGAGUGGCACUUCCACACGUGCUUCUACCACACCAACGAGUGCUCCAGGAAGGAGGCGCAAGCGCUACGAGAUGCGCUUGUGGACCAAGUGACGGCUAACCCCAAGAACUUCAUCGCUGUGUGCAAUGGCAUGACGACCAAGGAGCUCCCAGGUCUGGAGGGCAAGCCACCUCCGAUGAACCUCGAACCUGUGGGUCCGCACGUCAGUGGCAGCUUCGAGACGUGGGUACCUGCUGAGUCCUUCGCCCAGGUGUUGUCGUGGUUCACGCUACACCGGGGGUCGCUCAGCGUUCUGGUGCACCCGCUAACGCGCUACGAGCGAGAAGACCACACGACUCAUGCCAUGUGGCUCGGAACGCCAUGGGUAAUCGAUUUGGAUGCUCUUCGCGUGGACUUGGUCACGCCCCCGCUUCAAUACCCAGAGCUUGGAUACGGAUACAGCGCCAGUACGAACGAACAUUGAGAAGAUACUGGAGAAUCACGUCGAGUGCUAUUUGAAGCGUUAGGAAAAGUAGUCGUCCUCACUAUGAAGAAUGGAAUUGACGUGAGAUCCGUUUGGUCGAGCAGAGCGUCAAAUAUCCUUACUGAAGGAGGUGACGCAGCACAGUUCGCACGUUUAGCUUCUUCAGGUGCGUGUACUUCUGGCCCGUGCCGACGAACAUGAUCGGCUGGCCAGUCUUGUAAACCAUCGACACCGCAGCACCAACUGUUAAAAAAUGAAGAAAAGUGAGCCAUACACAAUGACAAGCUGUCAAAAGUAACGACAACGUACCCUUGUCAUCAAUCGUGUCAAACUU